CUCCUCCCAGAGAGGGAGACGUGGGGCCAGACGCCCUCACCCACCGUGCAGGUGCCGGCCGAGCUCACCGAGGCUGAGGCAGGAGGAGGCCGCGCCCAUGGGGUCUCAGCGUCCACCACUGGCCGCCCUGCACCUGCUGGGGCUGCUGGUCAUUUCCUGCCUCAGAGGCCUCGGAGGGCUCAACUUGGAGGACUCAGGGUUCAUGGUGAGACUGAGCGGCUCCAGCUCACGGUGCCAGGGCCAGCUGGAGGUCAACUACAAGAGCACAUGGUACACAGUGCACAGCCAGAGCUGGGGCUGGUCCCUGUUCCACCAGGAGGACCCCAGUCAGGCCUCGAAGCUCUGCCAGGACCUGCAAUGCGGGCAGCCCUUGAUCUUCACUCACUUACAGCCCUUCAGCAGGAGGUGGAUCCUAAACCAGAUCAUCUGCCAUGGACAACAGGUGUCCUUCUCCAACUGCAGCUUGACUAAGACAAACCAGGGGGACCCUCUGUCUCUGAUCUGCUUAGAGCCACCGAGGACGACACCUCCUCCCACGACUUCCCCGCCCACGACUACUCCAGAGCCCACAGCACCUCCCAGGCUGAGGCUGGUGGCGGGGCCCGGGGGCCUGCGCUGUGCAGGCCUGGUGGAGUUCUACAGGGGCAGCCUGGGUGGCACCAUCGGCCUCGAGUCCCAUGAGAGGCUUGAGGAGCCCCUGGGAAACGUCAUCUGUGCAGCCCUGCAGUGUGGCUCCUUCCUGAAGCUUCUAACAGAGACCGAGGCAGCCAGGGCACUGGGGCCAGGAGAGGGCCGACCCUUGCCGGUCCAGUGGAAGAUCCAGAACCCAUGGUGUGUCACCCUGGAGGAGUGCUUCAGGAAAGUCCAGCCCCAGGCGGGUGGCCAAGUUCUUGGCCUUGUCUGUUCCGAUUUCCAGCCCAAGGUGCAGAGCCGCCUGGUGGGGCACAGUGGCACAUGUGAAGGCUCCGUGGAGGUGCGCCAGGGCAAGCAGUGGGACACCCUAUGUGACAGCUCCUCAGCCAAGAGCAUGGCGAGGUGGGAGGAGGUGUGCCGGGAGCAGCAGUGCGGCAACGUCAGCUCCUACCAGAUCCUGGACGAUGGGGAAAAGACCUCCCGGGGGCUCUUCUGUCCCCCAGGGAAACUGUCCCAGUGCCACCAGCUUCUGGAGAGAAAAUCCCACUGCAAGAGAGUGUUUGUCACAUGCCAGAAGUCCAGCCCAGCGGGCCUGGGCGCAGGCACCGUGGUGAGCAUCAUCCUGGCCCUGGUGCUCCUGGCAGUGCUGCUGGUCGUGUGUGGCCCUCUUGCCUACAAGAAGUUGGUGAAGAAAUUCCGCCAGAAGAAGCAGCGUCAGUGGAUUGGCCCAACGGGAAUGAACCAGAACAUGUCUUUCCAUCGAAACCACACAGUGACUGUCAGGUCCCAUGUUGAGAACCCCACGGCCUCCCACGUGGAGAAUGAAUACAGUCAGCCUCCCAGGAACUCCCAGAUCUCAGCCUAUCCAGCUCUGGAAGGGGCCCUGCAUCGCAUCUCCACCCAGCCUGAUAACUCCUCCGACAGCGAUUAUGAUUUGCACGGGGCUCAGAGGCUGUAAGAGAGCUGGGAACAAACCAGGAACAAACGUCAAGAGCCAGACCCUCUGUCCCCAGAGCUGCCUGCAGUCACCGCUUGGAAACGAUGCUCCUGCCCAGCGGGACCACGGAUGUGACCUUCUAACACGGCCCACUGCCAGCUCUGCCAUCUCCCCACUGAGCCCAGCCCGGGUGGAGACCCCACCCUGGCUCAGUUGGCUGUUCCAAGUGCAGACGCUGUGAAAGGACCGAGCUCGGAAAUGAGCAGCACCCCAGCAGAGACGUUCGGGGUCCUGACCCAGGCAGCCCCUCCCCCAUCAACAGGAUCGGCUCUCUUCUCAGACUCUGGCCCCGUGGAACCCACGAGGAAGCUCACACCUGGGGGUGGGGAGGGCUGAUUUCUCUCAUGUCUUUUUAAUAUGCUCUUUGUAAAUAAUGCUUUUUCUGCUGCCUGA
This is a messenger RNA of Sus scrofa (pig), 2023 nucleotides long. RefSeq names its product CD5 molecule (gene CD5). Gene Ontology annotation, biological process: T cell costimulation. The record is from RefSeq and is marked validated. Gene Ontology annotation, cellular component: plasma membrane. NCBI's taxonomy places the organism in Eukaryota, Metazoa, Chordata, Mammalia, Artiodactyla, Suidae.